Messenger RNA from Hirsutella rhossiliensis, 1095 nucleotides. RefSeq names its product actin filament organization protein App1-like protein. The record is from RefSeq and is a predicted model, not a curated record. Lineage: Eukaryota; Fungi; Ascomycota; Sordariomycetes; Hypocreales; Ophiocordycipitaceae. Gene Ontology annotation, cellular component: actin cortical patch. Gene Ontology annotation, molecular function: phosphatidate phosphatase activity. The coding region runs from base 1 to 1095 and encodes 364 amino acids. The transcript has 5 exons.
AUGGACAACAGCGCCUUCAGUCCUUCAUCCCAAGCCGGCACGAUGCAGCGGCGCACCCGGAGAGAGAAGCAUUUCCACGAGAUCGAGUCCACCCUGCCGAGCCCCAGAGAGUCCCCCGAGCCCCAAGCACGCCGCUGCUGGAGCGUGAGCGGUCUCUGGAGCUGGCUAGGCAAGCUCAACCCCUUUAGCAGGCCUGCCACCAAGGACGACAUUGUGUGGCUCCUGGACAACACGGCAUUCCAGUCCGCCCCCGGCGCCCCUUGGCGUGCCGAGUUCGUCGCCGCUGUCUUCGAGCGCGAUGACAAGGGCAGGCUCGUCGACGUGGUCACCGGCGUUGCCAGAGUCACGGGCCUGACCGACGACGCAGAGGAACGCAGGACUGUCGAGGAGAGGCUUCUCAAGCUCGGCCCGACAGACGCCAACGGCUUGUCCUCAAAUCUGCUGAGAGUUCCGAGUAGCGUCAACGGCUCUCUCGUCAGGACCGAGGCCAAGGUGGGCGGCGGCGACGGCGCCAUACCACACAUGCAGACGUAUUACGCGGGACCAGACGGCUGGGGCGUCAUAUCCGAUGUCGACGACACCAUCAAAGUAACCCUGACGAGUGACCCGGUGGGCAUCCUUCGCGAAUCGUUUGUCAACCCUCCCAGCCCGAUCCCCGGCAUGCCCGAGCUCUACGCCGAGAUGCGAUCCUUCCUGCCCGAGGACACGGCCUGGUUCUACCUGUCUGCGUCUCCGUACAACCUCUACCCGUUCCUCAAACAGUUUCGCAGGCAAUUCUACCCUCCGGGCACGCUGAUACUGAGGGACUCGAGUUGGAAAACCGUGGCCGGCCUGCUCUCGGCCCUGACCCUGGACACGGAGGAGUACAAGUCGGAUCCCGAAGCGUACGGCGAGAUCUAUCGAACAGUACCUGGCUGGAUCAAGCUGAUACUCAUCCGCAAAGCCACCGACGUCGCAGCCGUUGGCAUCGAGGAGAAGAACGACCCGGAGCGGUUUGAGCGGGCCUUUGAAGAUGUGCCCAGGGAGGCCUGGCAUGUCUUCGAGGAUCCGCGCGAGUGUAGCGAGAUUAUCAAGGCCGCCAUAGACAGAUGGUGA